Molecule: messenger RNA, 2348 nt
Organism: Cannabis sativa
Lineage: Eukaryota; Viridiplantae; Streptophyta; Magnoliopsida; Rosales; Cannabaceae
Product: IRK-interacting protein
Exons: 2
Coding region: 367-2196 (609 amino acids)
Source: RefSeq, a predicted model, not a curated record
UGUCUACCUACAUUACAUAGAGCUAAAAGCUAUUACUAUCUCCUUCACAUGCUUUCCUUUGAUAAAAAUUCAAUCUUUUCUUUUUUUGAACAAGAUAAAAAUUCAAUCUUUAAACAAAGAAAAAACCAAAAGAAAAAGCUUUCUCACUCUCAUUGGCUUAGAUUUUGAGUAACCUCCACACCUUCUUCAUUUCUCUCUCUCUCUCUAACCCCAUUUAUGUUUUUUUCUGGUUCUCACAAGAUUCUAUUCUACAAACAAGAUAAUAUCAUCUUCUUUUUUCUCUGCAAAGUAAUAACAAUAAUAAUACACCCAAAAAAACCCAAAUGCUUAUUCUGUAUUGUGUCCAAAUUUUGAGAGAUUUUGUCAAUGGCUACUGACACCAUCACCAGAUUUAUCCAAAACCAACAAACCAGUAAUAAUGAAGAAGAAGUUAACAGACAAGAGAUUCAAGCUGCCAUUGCUAAAGCUGUGGAGCUUAGAGCUCUUCAUGCUGCUCUGAUGCAGACCACUAAUAAUAAUAACACUAACAACAACAGCCCUUCUAAUAAUCUCAAGCUUCCUUCUUCUUCUUCUUCUCCUCCUCCUCCUAAUCCUCAGUUCUCUGCUCAAGAUUAUCCUGUUUUUACACCUAGUUAUGAAGAUGAAACAGUAUCUGGGUAUCAACAAAAUGAACCAAGAAGUAGAACAUUAUCCGAAAUUUGGGAUGAGUAUGGAUUAGGAAGUGGAACUGGUGAUGAAACAGUUUUAUCAGACUACAAAAAAGAGAAUUCUUGUUCAAGAAAAGGGUUGGUUAAUUGUGACACAACAACAACCAACUUAGAGUCUCAUACAUGUGUAGCUGAGGAUCAUAAAUCUAUGAUAGGAACUUCUUGUGCUAACCAUAUCACAGUGCUGCAAACCUCACCUCUCCAAAAUGACAUGUUCAAGUCAAGAAGGAGAAACAGUUUGGGAGAUUUCAACGCUGUUUCGUCGUGUAAUAGAUGCAGGCCUGCAACUAUAACUUCGGAAUCUGAUAGUGGAGGUGGAAUUAAGAACAGGAGGACUUCCAACAUUGUUGUUCCCUUGACAGACUCUCAUUCCUCGAUGCAUUCGCAGCCUAAGAAUCGCGGUGGUGGUGGUGUGAUGUCUUGGUUGUUCCCUCGGUUUAAGAAGAAGAAGAACAACAACAAAUACGAAAACUCUCCUAAUCGAACUGAGUCUGAAGAUGUGUCAUCUCAAGUGUUUAGAGAGUCUGGGAUUUUGUCAAUUGAGGCACUUAGGAAAGAGCUCAUUGAAGCUCAUGAGAAUCGAGAUGCAGCCUUAAUGGAAGUUUCUGAUAUGAAAUCUUCUCUUGGGGAGUUGAGGGAGAAGCUUGAGUGUUUGGAAACUUACUGUGAAGAGUUGAAGAAAGCUUUGAGACAAGCAACACAAGGUAAGAACUCCCCUGCUCCUGAAAACCUCAGAAACUUUCCGAAAAGAGGAAAAUCUGAAAACUUGAUGCCUGUUAGUGAAGAAGUAAUGGUAGAAGGUUUCUUACAGAUUGUAUCAGAAGCAAGAUUAUCAGUAAAACAAUUCUGUAAAACACUUGUGAUUCAGAUUGAAGAGACUGAUACAAUGCUUGUUGAUAAUCUCAACUUGCUUCUUCAACCAUAUAAACUUUCUCUCAAUUCAAAGUACUCAAAAGCAGUUCUUUACCAUUUAGAAGCCAUUAUAAACCAAUCACUCUACCAAGAUUUUGAGAACUGUGUGUUUCAGAAGAAUGGCUCACCAAAGAUUCUUGACCCUUAUCAAGAUAGACAAGCUCAAUUCGCAUCAUUUGUCGCGCUAAGAAACUUGAGUUGGAAUGAAGUGUUGAGGAAAGGUACUAAGUAUUACAGUGAAGAGUUCAGUAAGUUUUGUGAUCAGAAGAUGAGUCAUAUCAUAACAACACUGAAUUGGACUAGGCCUUGGUCUGAACAACUUCUUCAAGCGUUUUUUGUGGCUUCGAAAUGCAUUUGGUUGCUUCAUUUGCUCGCCUUUUCGUUUAAUCCUCCAUUGGGAAUACUGAGGGUGGAAGAGAACACCAACUUUGAUUCACAUUACAUGGAUGAUAUGUUGAUGGAAAGGCAGAGAAUGAAUGGCCCGAGUCGUGUUAAGAUCAUGGUUAUGCCUGGGUUUUAUGUUCAAGAUCGGGUUUUGAGGUGUAAGGUUCUUUGUAGGUACAAGUCUGUAACAUGAAAUGAUUUGAUUUCGAAAUUCUCUGGUUUUUUUCCUAAUAAGGUUACAUUUUUUUAGUGAAGUUUGUAGCUUUAUUUUGAAGUUGUUUAUAUAUGUUCAAAAUGUUCAUCACUUGAAUUUCUUAUUAGAAAAUAGUAAACUUCAUUUCUUCA